UUCAGUCUGAAAGGAGUCAGUGACUCACAUCUGUAAAUCGCAUUUUUAAAAAGUCUCAACUUCAAGUCACCACUGCAAAUAACCUUCAUAAAACAACAAUGACCGCAAAAUCAGGUACAAUGGCUCUUGUGGUGCUGGUGGCCUUCAGCUCCUGGCUGGCUCCUGCAUUCGGAUCAGCGUUUGGCAGGGAAGUGUUUGCUUCAUCGGAAGGGGCAGAUAAGGACAGAGACUAUGACAGCGCUUUUCAUUACGAUUAUGAAUCUCUGAGAAUCGGUGGCCUGGUUUUCGCAGUGGUGCUGUUCCUCAUGGGUAUCGCCCUCAUUGUCACCCGAAAAUGUUCCUGCUCAAAGAGCGACAAUUCAAGGUCCAGGGGUCCUGAUGCAGAAUCAGGAGUUCCAAGGGCUGUAUCCAACCUUUUAACUGCAGCCCAGCAACCUGCUAAAUAUCUCGGAGACGGAGCUCUUCUGCAUCUCCUGCAUCUCUACACUGCAGCCAUGGCCACCACAGAAAUGGUGUUUCCAGACCGAAGUGAUUUCGAUUAUGAUUAUGAGACACUGCGGACCACAGGGGUUAUUCUUGCUGUAAUUAUGUUUGUCUCUGGCAUUUUAAUAGCCCUGAGUAAAAAAUUCACAAAAUGUGUAAAAUCCUCACCCAAUUCCAGCUCAUCUGGUACCCAAAUUCCAAAGACAGAGGUGCCGCCUCAAACUGUAUAG
Molecule: messenger RNA, 713 nt
Organism: Chelmon rostratus (copperband butterflyfish)
Lineage: Eukaryota; Metazoa; Chordata; Actinopteri; Chaetodontiformes; Chaetodontidae
Exons: 14
Coding region: 99-713 (204 amino acids)
Biological process (GO): regulation of sodium ion transmembrane transporter activity
Cellular component (GO): membrane
Molecular function (GO): sodium channel regulator activity
Source: RefSeq, a predicted model, not a curated record